This is a messenger RNA of Cooperia oncophora, 507 nucleotides long. NCBI's taxonomy places the organism in Eukaryota, Metazoa, Nematoda, Chromadorea, Rhabditida, Trichostrongylidae. The record is from the annotation of a GenBank genome assembly.
AUGCAUCAGUUCAAGCAUCGUCUACCGUUCGGUCAAGUGAAAUUCAUUGAAUGUGAUGGAGAAGCAACAUUGAACGGUUUCCACUACGCCGAAGCAUGCAGUGUCGAUGCGUUACCUCAUGAGCGAAAAUUCACUGAAUGCUUACAAUACAAUCAGCAUGUCAUUAUUUAUGGAGUAGGAACCGGUGAUAGCUGGACGGUAGAGCUGACCGGAGCCGCAGGCGAAGCCCUGUUUCAGUUUGUUGCAAAAUAUAAAGAGAAGGCCGUUACUCGCAACGCAUGCAUUGGAGGAAACUGGGGGCAAGAAGAGAAAGGGGGACAAUUUCCCUUCCAAAGAGAUCGUGGUUUUGAUCUUUGCAUUGCAAAUCUGCCUAGUGGCCUCCAGGUUCUCUGCAAUAACGCUCGCUUCACGUUGUUCAACCAUCGAACUGGAACGCCAGCCAGUGACUAUAAAGGGUUGAAAAUCACGGGCGACGCAAGGAUCAUUAUGGUGCGAGUCGCCCCAUAA